This is a messenger RNA of Neospora caninum, 2409 nucleotides long. Its product is annotated as putative FF domain-containing protein. The coding region runs from base 1 to 2409 and encodes 802 amino acids. The transcript has 13 exons. NCBI's taxonomy places the organism in Eukaryota, Apicomplexa, Conoidasida, Eucoccidiorida, Sarcocystidae. Gene Ontology annotation, molecular function: transcription coregulator activity; RNA polymerase binding. Gene Ontology annotation, cellular component: nucleus. The record is from RefSeq and is a predicted model, not a curated record.
AUGCACCCUCUGGCGUCUUCUCCUCUAGGCGCCUCAGGGGUAGGCACCGUCCCUGCUGGCGGCCGUGGGCGAGGGCUCAUCUUCGCUCGGGCUGACAACCGUCCACACUGGAUGCGCGCCGCCGACGGAGAAGCCGCGGCUUCGCCUGCUCCAGCAGACCAGACCACGGUCUCCCCUGGAACCACGAGUGCACCGGCGAUCCUCAAGCUCGCCGCUCCCGGGUCUUCGCCAGCGAACCAGGCGAGCCUUCCCAGAACCUCCCACGCCGCCGAGACUGCGGGGGCUGCCGCCGCGGCUGCGUUUCUGCAUGCGCCUGGCGCUCCGACUGGGCCGACGUUCGGCAACUUCGGCCCCUCGCCUUUUUCCAACGAAGCGUUUCCGCACCCCAAUGGCCCACAUGCGUCGCCGUGCGGUGUACCUACAGCUGGCACCUUCGGACAGGGUCUGGCCUUCGGCGUGCCCGGCGCCGGGGGCACCAGCGAGCCGAGUCCGUCUCGCGGGCCUCAAAUUCUCGCGCCGCCGAAAAUCCCGUUCCAACCCUUUCGUUCGCAAGAGGACGGCGGCGCGGCGCUCCCUCAGCAAGGUUCCUUUCAGUGGUCGCAGCCUCCGUUUCCCUUCUUCGGGUCUGCCCCGCAGGCCGCGCUGGCUGGCGGCGUACAGACACCCGACGCACACGGCGCGCAGGGCGCCGCCACAGACGAGGGAUCCUCGCUGCAGGAAAUGCAGAAGCGGUUUGAGGAGCAAAUGCGGAUUCAGCAGAAGGAAAUCCUGCAGCAAAUUCUGCAACAAAUGCAGGCCCAGAGGGACGCCAGCGCAGCUGUCGACGAGCCACAAAACGCCAGCGUGGCCGGAAAAGUUGGAAAGCCCGAAUGCUACGAGGCCAUCGGCUCAACCGCCUGGUACCGCGUCGAAACGACAACCGGCCUAAAAUACUUUUACCACAAAAAAACAAAAAAGGCGACCUGGACGUGCCCGCCAGAAAUUGCCGAUCUCGUCAAGGCGAUCGACGAGCGCACGGGCGGAGCUGCCUGCAGGCAGUCUCCUGCGGCUGUGCCCGCCGCGGCUUCUGCGGCUUCCGCCGGGCGCGCGACCGCUCGCCAGGGCGGAGAUACCGAGCAGGAGAGCGCCCAAGAUCGGGAGGAGAACGCGAAGCGAGCGAGAGAGAGCGAAGAAUCGUCUGACUCGGACUCGAGCGACGAUGAGGAAGAGUUGGAGGAAAUGAGGCAGCUCCAGUUGCAGAUGGCCCGCUACGAGGACUUCAAACAAAUGCUCCGUGAGAGGAAUCUCGGACCCUUUGCGCACUACGAGAAGGUGCUGCCCAAGCUUCUCUUCGAUCCUCGGUUCGCCGCCAUUCCGGCCGAGCAAAGGAAGCGCCUUUUCGAGAAAUGCUUAAAGGAAGUUGUCGCCGAAAACCGACAAGGCCAGAAAGAGCUGAUCGACGCCUUCAGAGAACUGAUGAAUGAGCUGUAUGAGAGCGGCCACGUCCACGCCUCGUCGACUGUCGAGACACUCGAGAAACGCUGCGGGCAUGACCCGCGCUGGAUUGCGGCUGGUGUCCCUCCAGCGGACUGGGUGCCGAUUCGCAAGCGCCUGGUGGAGGAGACAAUUGACAGAAGGCGACAAGAAAAAAAUAUGAAGAAAAACAACAUCAAACGCGACUUCAAAAAACUCAUGCGAGAGAAGAUGGCGGAGCGUCCGAGCGACGAAUGGGCGGCGCUGCGAAAGGAACUGCGCUCGCAUCCCCAGUAUCUUCUGCUUGGAUCGGCGAGUGAGAGAGAAAGAAUCUUCCAGCAGGUCUGUGAGGAGCUGACUUUCUUGAACGAGGAGAAGAAGCGCAACGCCGAGAGUGCCGUCGAAGACGCAGAAACAAAGCGCGCGCGUUUGGUCAAAACAGAAGCAGCCGCCGCCUUCAUGAACAUGUUGGUGGAGCGUGUGAAGAAUCCGUUUACAAACAGCGAAGCAGGAAGCGAAGUUAUCCCCGUCGACCUCCUCAAAGGAGACAGUCGGUUCCACACCGACAAUCUCUCUGAGUCAGAGAAGCAGAAGCUCUACGUCUCUUUUGUGGAGUAUGUCGCAGUUCUCGAGGAGCUGCAGACGAACAAACGGCUCUUCGACGGCUUACCUCCAGCUGAACUACUCGCCAAUUUCGAAAAGUGGAAGAAGGAGAGGAGUAACGAGUUGAAGGAGGCGUUCGUCCUCUGGCUGCGUCAGAACCCGGACGUUUGCCGAGGAUGCGACGAGCACGGCGAAAAAUUCACGAAGCUGCUCGAGAGACUGCAGACUGACAUCCGGUACAAGAGACUGGAUUACAUUCCGGAGGAGCGAAUGGACCUCGUGCGCCAGCGUAUCCGGGAAGUAAAUCUCGAAUUCGUCCGGAAGCCGCCCAUUGCGGCCAAGGCGCCGCAAUAG